AUGGCGUCGAGUUCCAAGCAACAUCCAAAGGGCAUUCUCAAGAAGCCCAAGUCCAUCCAAGAGCGGAACGCCGACCCCAAAGAGAUCGCUCUCGCACAUGCCAAUAUCAUCCAGCAUCGCAAAGAGCUUGAAGCAGAAAUUCUCGAUAGCUUGAUCAUCCUCUCCGAAUAUCCCCAUGUACGCGAACCUCCCUAUAACGCCUCGAAUCCUGCUUUGUCCGACAUAGCCGAUUUCAAAAAACAUGUUCGCCUAUUUCAGCCCUCGGACUACGACGACCUCAUCAUUGAGCGCAAUGUGAAUGAUCUUUGUGGUUACACUCUCUGUGCUCGACCACGACGGAAUAUGGGACCUGGCGGUCAAUGGAAGAUUGCUUCUAACGGAAUCAUGAAGCGUGAGGACCUUGAAAAGUGGUGCUCGCAGCAGUGUGCACGUCGCGCACUCUAUGUCAAGGUUCAGCUUAAUGAGACAGCCGCCUGGGAACGUGCAGGCAUCCCGGAUAUCGAAAUCGAUUUGUUUGAUGAGGACAAGUCCAAGGAAACAGACGUUGAUCGAGCUGCUCGAGAAUUGGGCAACCUCAAGCUGGAGGAGCAGAGACAAGCAGCUCGUGAUACUGCAGCUCUUGCCCUUGAACGAGGCGAACCUGAUGCAUCCAAGAGCAAGAGCAAGAAGAUCAACAUUACGCUCAAGGAGAAGGAUGCGAAGGCACCUUCUGCAGUUCCCGGCAAACCUGAGGUCUACGACGACGAACACUUGCUUGUCGAAGGCUACAAAACGAAACUCAAACUGGAGGACAAGGGAAAAUAA
This is a messenger RNA of Fusarium venenatum, 804 nucleotides long. RefSeq names its product Rtr1/RPAP2 family-domain-containing protein. The record is from RefSeq and is a predicted model, not a curated record. NCBI's taxonomy places the organism in Eukaryota, Fungi, Ascomycota, Sordariomycetes, Hypocreales, Nectriaceae. Gene Ontology annotation, cellular component: cytoplasm; nucleus. Gene Ontology annotation, molecular function: RNA polymerase core enzyme binding; RNA polymerase II CTD heptapeptide repeat phosphatase activity.